AUGGCCAUCUCUCUGAUCUGGGGGAUUGUGGUAGCAAUGUGCUGCUGUCUGUGGCUUACCCUUGGAAAGAGGAGAAGAAAAACGGGUGAACCUCCCCUGGAGAACGGCCUGAUCCCGUAUCUGGGAUGUGCUCUGCAGUUCGGUGCCAAUCCUCUUGAGUUCCUCAGAGCAAACCAAAGGAAACAUGGUCAUGUUUUCACCUGCAAACUGAUGGGAAACUACGUCCACUUCAUCACAAAUCCCCUGUCAUACCAGAAAGUGCUGUGCCAUGGAAAAUAUUUUGAUUGGAAAAAAUUUCAUUUCACUACUUCUGCAAAGGCCUUUGGACACAAAAGCAUUGACCCCAGUGAUGGAAAUACCACCGAUAACAUAAACAAAGCUUUCAUCAAAACCCUGCAGGGCGAUGCCUUGAACUCCCUCACAGAAACCAUGAUGGAAAACCUGCAGCGGGUUCUGAGGCCUGCAGGCCGGCCUGAGCCUAAGACACCCGCCUGGGAGACAGAGGGGAUGUACGCCUUCUGCUACCGAGUGAUGUUCGAAGCUGGAUAUUUAACUCUCUUCGGCAGAGAUCUUAUGGGACAAGAUGUGCAAAAAGCACUUAUUCUGAAAAAACUCGACAACUUUAAGGAAUUUGACAAAAUCUUCCCGGCCCUGGUAGCAGGCCUCCCCAUUCACGUGUUCAAGACUGCACACCACGCCCGGGAAAAGCUGGCGGAGGGCUUGAGGCACGAGAGCCUGGGAAGGAGGGACCACACGUCAGAACUGGUCAGGUUUCUGAAUGACAUGCUCUCCACCUUGGAUGACAUGGAAAAGGCCAAGACGCAGCUCGCUGUCCUGUGGGCGUCGCAAGCAAACACCAUUCCGGCCACUUUCUGGAGCUUAUUUCAAGUGAUGAGGAGCCCUGAAGCAAUGAAAGCAGCUACUGAAGAAGUGAAUGAAAUACUAAAGAGUGCUGGUCAAAAAGUCAGCUUAGACGACAAACCUAUUUGUUUGAAUCAAAUGCAACUGAAUGACAUGCCCGUACUAGAUAGUAUCAUCAAGGAGUCCCUGAGGCUAUCCAGCGCCUCCCUGAACAUCCGGACUGCUAAAGAGGACUUCACUUUGCACCUCCAGGACGGUUCCUUUAAUAUCCGCAAAGACGACAUCAUAGCUCUGUAUCCUCAGUUAAUGCAUCUGGAUCCAGAAAUCUACCCAGACCCUCUGACAUUUAAAUAUGAUCGCUAUCUGGAUGAAAAUGGGAAGACGAAGACCACCUUCUACAACAACGGACUCAAGUUAAAGUAUUACUACAUGCCCUUCGGGUCCGGAGCGACAAUAUGUCCUGGGAGGUUGUUUGCUGUCCAGGAAAUCAAGCAGUUUUUGAUUCUGAUGCUUUCCUAUUUUGAACUAGAGUUUGUGGAGAGCCACGUUAAAUGUCCCCCUUUGGACCAGUCCCGCGCAGGCCUGGGGGUUUUACCACCGUUAAAUGAUAUCGAGUUUAAAUAUAAAUUCAAACAUUUGUGA
Molecule: messenger RNA, 1503 nt
Organism: Miniopterus natalensis
Lineage: Eukaryota; Metazoa; Chordata; Mammalia; Chiroptera; Miniopteridae
Gene: CYP7A1
Product: cytochrome P450 family 7 subfamily A member 1
Biological process (GO): cholesterol homeostasis; bile acid biosynthetic process; cellular response to glucose stimulus
Cellular component (GO): intracellular membrane-bounded organelle
Molecular function (GO): cholesterol 7-alpha-monooxygenase activity; iron ion binding; heme binding
Source: RefSeq, a predicted model, not a curated record